Messenger RNA from Punica granatum (pomegranate), 1822 nucleotides. Lineage: Eukaryota; Viridiplantae; Streptophyta; Magnoliopsida; Myrtales; Lythraceae. The record is from RefSeq and is a predicted model, not a curated record.
AUCUCUGAUACAUUUCGAAGGUCUCAUUGUCUAUAUAUAGUGAAGCUCUCGCGCUAUAGCGCGCACAGACACACAAAAAAUGGACCUCUUGCUCUUGAUUUUGGGCCUCUUUCUCUCGUGGGGGCUGCUUCGAGCCCUCCUCUACUUGGCAAAUAGAGGUAAACCGAGCAUGGUCGGGGUAUUGCCUCCCGGUCCAAGGCCAUUCCCGGUGAUCGGGAACCUCCUCGAGCUCGGGGAUCAACCCCACCAGUCACUAACCAAACUUGCCAAGACCUACGGCCCGAUCAUGCGCCUGAAGCUGGGCAGCAUGACCACUAUGGUCAUCACCUCGCCCCCACUGGCACGAGAGAUCAUCCAGACCCAUGACAUAUUAUUUUCUAACCGUCUCAUCCCUGAUACCAUCACGGCUCACCGUCGAGAUGAGUUCGGGCUGUCUUGGAUGCCAAUGUCUCCCCUCUGGAAAGAUCAACGCCGGAUCUGCAACAUGCACCUUUUCGGGAACAAGAUCCUUGACUCGAACCAAGACCUCCGCCGCCGUCAAGUCCAGGGACUCCUGGCUCACGUUCGGAAGUGCAGCGAGUCAGGAGCCUUGGUGAACCUUGGCGAGGUGAUAUUCACAGCUUCGCUCAACCUGUUGGCAAACGCAAUGCUCUCCAUAGACCUGGCAGACCCUACCUCAGAGACAGCCAAGAAGUUCAAGGCGGUUGUGUGGCAGAUCAUGGUAGCGGAGGGAACGCCAAACAUGGCAGACUACUUCCCGAUGCUCAAGAAGAUUGACCCACAGGGUGCGAAGAGGAGCAAUACUGAUUGCAUCACGCAUAUGUUUGAUGUCUUCGACCGGGUCAUCGAUAAGAGGCUUCAGGACAGGAAAGUCCCCGGCGCUGUCAGGAAGAAUGAUUUGUUGGACGUUCUUCUUGACCUUAGUGAAGAUGACAGCAAGGAUACGAGUAUCUUUCAUAUUAAGCACCUAUUCCUGGACCUUCUUGUUGCAGGGACUGAAGCCACGGCAAGCACAAUGGAAUGGGCGAUGGCCGAGCUGCUUCACUGUCCAGAGAAGCUAGUGAAAGUGCAGGCUGAGCUCGAACUGGUGAUUGGCAGGGACAACCCUAUCAAGGAAUCCGACGUUGCCCGAUUGCCAUAUUUACAGGCAAUGGUGAAAGAGACCUACAGGAUGCACCCGCCACUCCCACUGGUACCCCGCAUGGCCGGAGCCAACGUGCAGGUCAGCGGCUACACAAUCCCGGAGGGUGCACAAAUCCUGGUUAACGUAUGGGCCAUAGGGAAAGAUCCAACCUUGUGGAAGAACCCAGACAAGUUUAUUCCGGAGAGGUUCUUGGGACUGGACAUUGAUGUCAAGGGACAGAACUUCGAGCUCUUGCCAUUUGGUGGAGGGCGGAGAAUUUGCCCUGCCCUGCCUUUGGCCUCAAGAAUGAUCCACCUGAUGCUCGGUUCACUUCUCAACAGCUUCGAUUGGAAGCUUGAAGACGGGAUUUCUCCGGACACCAUGGAUAUGGGAGAAAAUUACGGGUUAACCUUACGAAGGGCACAAUCUCUCCUGGCUGUGCCUUUACCGAUCAAGAAGCAAUAGACCAUAGUAGGCCUCUCGCUUCACAUGGCAGACGAGAACGAGAUCCUUUGUAAGAGAGUCGUAUGCGGCUCAUGCCAUAUGUUCAUUGUGGUUGUAGGGAUUGUUAAUUGGUCCCAGAUCAUACAUAAUAAUUUGCCAUUUUUGCCAUAACAAAAAAGGCCAGCUUAAGUAGUUCUUAUGUACUCAAAUUUCACAGUUCAAUAAAUCGAUUCGGAUCUCGUUCUUCCACCAAAA